CGACCGAUGACGUCGAACAAGGGCGCCGGGUACACGUCCUCCUCGAUGGGCGCCGCCGGCGCGUCCGGCGCGGCCGCCGCCGCCGCCGCGCUCGGAGGCGGGAGCGCCUUCCCGGGCGCCGGCGGCCCGCGCGGGCCCGCGCCGCCGCUUCUGAAGCCGGAGGACGACGGCCCGCACGGGAAGAUCCGCGCGCUGAACAAGCAGGUGCACGACUUACUGGAGAAGAGCUCCGUGGCGGGGACGAAGGAGGAGGAUCCGCAGAAGGCGCUGGAGCUCGCCAAGGAGUGCGCGAAACGCGAGCGGACGCUGUGCCGGACGCGGGAGCAAAACGGCAAGGCGGACGACAUCGACUUGGACCUUCAGUACGCGGUGACCUUGAACCUCGCGGAUCGGCACGACAAGGCGGGUCAGGACCAGGAGGCGUUGGACCUGUACGCGCAGAUCGUGAAGAAUAAGAAUUACCCGGAGGGAGGGAAGCUGCGCGUGAACAUGGGGAAGGUGUAUUUCGACCGCGGCGAAUUCCCGAGCGCGAUCAAGAUGUACCGCAUGGCGCUGGAUCACAUCUCGCACGAGCAGAAGGGAGUGCGGUUCAAGGUGAUGCGGAACAUCGGGAUCGCGUUCGUGAAGAUGGGGCAGUACGUCGACGCGGCGAGGGCGUUUUCGGACGUGAUGAGCGUCGAGCCGGAUUUCACCUCCGGGUAUAACCUGGUCAUCUGCCACUACGCGACGGGGGACAAGGAGAAGAUGAAGGAGAGCUUCGUCAAGUUGCUGUCGCUGCGCGCGUUCGAACCCGAGGACGAGGAGGAGGAGGACGACGAGGAGAAGGAGGACGACGACACCGUCGGGGACGAGUUGACGCGAUAUCUGCGGACGCAACAGCUGGACUGUCAUCGAAAGAUUCUCGCCGCCGCGAAGCUCAUCGGGACGACGAUCGGAGGAGGGAGCUUAGAGCGCGGGUACGAGUACCUCGCGGACGAGAUGCACAGGUUCGGGUACGCGAUCCUCGCGAACGAGCUCGAGAUGGAGCUCGCGCUGAGCCACCUGAAGUCGAAGACGCCCGAGGGAAUGAAGGAAGGGAAGCGGCGUCUUCUGGAGUUUGAAAAGAAAGAGCACGCGUUGAAAGCGAAAGCGGCGACGAACUUGUCGUGGCUGUACUUCCACGAGGGCGACUACGAGAACGCGCAGAAGUACGCGGAUCUCUCCGUCGCGACGGACCGCUACGACGCGCGCGCGCUCGUGAACAAGGGGAACUGUCACUUACAACGCGGCGACCUCGAGGGCGCGCGGGAUUUAUUCCUGGAAGCCGUCGGCGUCCAGGCGGACUGCCACGAGGCGAUUUACAACCUAGGCCUCGCGUACAUCAAGCUCGGCGCGUACGAGGACGCGCUCGCGGCGUUCAGGAAAGUCCACGCGAUGACCCCGGACAACGCGGAGGUGUUGUAUCAGCUCGGGAACGUGUCCGACAUGCUCGGCGAUUUCCCGGCGGCGAUCAAACAUCUGGAGAUUCUUCACGCGAAGGUGUCCACGGAUCCGGGGAUCUUGGCGCGCCUCGGCGCGAUCCACGCCGCGAUCGGGGACGAGGCCAAGGCGUUGCACUACUACCAGGAGUCCCACCGGCUGUACCCGUCGGACAUGGACGUCCUGCGGUGGCUCGGGACGUUUUACGUGAAGACUGGGAACUGGGAAAAAGCGCGGGAGCUGUACCAGCUCGCGUGCAUGAUCAAGCCCAAAGACGUCAAGUACCGCCUGCUCGUCGCGACGUGUCUGCGGAAGGUUGGGAACGUCAACGACGCGCUCGCGGCGUACGAGACGAUACACAAGGUGUACCCUGACAACGUCGAGUGCUUGCGUCAUCUGUGUCGUUUGUACGGCGACCUCGGGCGGACGAAGGACGUCGACGAGUGCCAGGUGAAGUUGCGCAAGGUUGAGGCGGAGGACGGCGACGGCGGCGUCGGCGGCUUCGCGAACGAGUUGGCGGCGAUGGGUGUCGGCGAUGGCGCGGCGGGA
Molecule: messenger RNA, 2007 nt
Organism: Micromonas pusilla CCMP1545
Lineage: Eukaryota; Viridiplantae; Chlorophyta; Mamiellophyceae; Mamiellales; Mamiellaceae
Exons: 1
Biological process (GO): intraciliary transport; non-motile cilium assembly
Cellular component (GO): centriole; ciliary basal body; ciliary base
Molecular function (GO): kinesin binding
Source: RefSeq, a predicted model, not a curated record